Molecule: messenger RNA, 5354 nt
Organism: Geodia barretti
Lineage: Eukaryota; Metazoa; Porifera; Demospongiae; Tetractinellida; Geodiidae
Source: the annotation of a GenBank genome assembly
GGUUGUUGGCCUCCCCGCCCCAGAAACCCCUGCAAGGCGGCUGAGAAACAGCGCAGAGAAGUCGAACCGGGAGUCCAGAUGGGGAAGAUCGACACACUCAGUCAGAUGUGGACGAGGUGACCAAGAAGUUUGAGGACUGUGCAGAUGCUACGCCACGGAGCUGUUCACCUUCAUGAGCAGAGAGCAGCUGUACACUGAGAAACUUAUGGAUUUUGUGCGGAAGCAGGUGUCGAUGUUGAACAAGAGUGGCCAGUCUCGAGGAAUGCUCCACUAUUGAGAAAAAUGAAUGAAUCCCACGUGAGGCCCGCUGUUUGGAAUGUCGCUGGAAGAGCACGGCAAGCUGAGCAAGAGAGAGGUGGCGCUGGUCAUACAAGACUGCGUGGAGGCUCUCAGGGACGGCUGUCUCGACACAGAGGGACUCUUCCGUAUUGCCGGCAGUGCUACUAAAGUCAAGUUCCUCAAAAAUUCGUUCAAUGCACAUCAGAGGAACGCGAAGGACCACGACCCGCACACAGUGGCCGGGUGUCUGAAGAGGUACCUCCGUGAGCUGCCUGAACCCAUCCUCACCUAUGAGCUGUACGCCGAGUUCAUGUCCUCCGUCCAGUUGGCAGAUACUAGCACAACAUUGCAGAAGAUGAAGGACCUUCUGUCGCAACUCCCUCCGUCUCACAACGCAACUCUAAAAUACCUACUGGCCUUCCUGCAUGAGUUUGCGCAGUACCACGAGAUGACAAAGAUGACGACGGGGAACAUUGCCAUAGUGAUGGGCCCCAACCUCCUCUGGCCCGAGGGCGACAUGUCAGAGGACGCUGCUGCAGUUGUAAGUGACACUGCGGUACAGCGUCGAGUGGCUGAACUACUGAUAGACAAGGUCCACUGGUUUUUCCCAGAUCUCCCCGACACCCCCACCCCAGCUCCCCCCAUCAAACAGGCCACCCACGUCUCCUCUCACGGGGUUAACCCCUCCGGAGUCUACACCCCCACAGGCCCGCUCUCCUCCUACGGAACUCCGCCCCCCACAUCCCCGAGCCCGGCUGACUCCACCCCCUCUUCCUCCACCUCCUCUUCCAUCACCGAGGACCUCCAGUCGAACACCUCACCUUCUCAAACCACGCCCCCUCUCCACAUCACUCAUGAAACCCUGGCCGAGAUGCGAUCGUCCUCUCCCAAGCCAGCGAACGUAGCGCCCCCCCCGAUCAGACCAAGGCCGUACCGAGGUUCGGGACCCAUGAGUAGUGGGCAGCAGACUCCGCCCAGUCCCUCUCCUCGCAGUGGGAGCUUCACUCGUCCUGCCAGCAGCGAGAGCUUCACUCGUCCUGCCAGCAGCGAGAUUUCAAACUGUAUGCCAGUGGACCCUACGGAUGACAUUGGGGAAGAUAUAGGAGGUAAUUGGGUCACGUUUUUCUACACCAACAAAGUGUUCUCUAAAACGUUUGGAUGAUUGUGGUGGUUGUUGUUGUUGUGCAGGGAGUUUGGCAAACCAGAGGCCAGAGGAGCCAACGAUCAAAACACCUCCCCAAGUAAUACCACGGAAGAAGAAACCGGACCCCUGGGAGUCACCCAAAGUGGGCGGAGUCUCCACCAGUGUCUCCGGCAACGGGGGGGAGAAGAGGCCCACGAAGGGUCCGAGUCGGAGAGCUCCACCCCCUCCUACCUCCAAGAAACCAGGUGCAGCACGGCAACUGUCAAAUGAAGAGGUCAGCACCUUAUGACCGCCAGACAACCAUUAUAACCCCACUGACGAGUGAAAUUGUCUGAAAUUGUCGUGCACAUGACUGGUUUGUUUAUGAGUGUGUAUAGGGUCACAUUGAACCUGUGUUAUAGUAUUUUGACAUCACGUGAUCUUGAGUUGUACAUAUUACGUCGUUUUAAAAUUAAUUGUUACGCGCAUGCGCACCUAGUGAAUUCUAUUUCAUGCCCACCCACGUUUUCGUUGGUGUGGUGCAAGAACUCCGAGCUGAGGCUCUAUUAUAGGCCGGUGUGGAGUGCAUUUAUGUGCAUGAUUACUGCUGGCCUCACCUCAGUGUACGGGGCGCGAGCUCUGCUACGAACAAUCGGCGGUCGGGCUAGGAGACUCGUCAACACAUCGAGUAGUUCAGGCGAUAUGUCAGCCUCUUCCUCCAAGAAUCAGAAGAUCAAGUCAUCGUCUAUCGCCAACUGCCACCUCCAGGUCCUGGGCACAGGCGGAGGGGAGCUGCAACCGUCCCUCUUCCUCUUCACGGACUCCAAACGCUACCUGUUCAACUGCGUGGAGAACGUCCAGCGGUUCUGCAACGAGUACCGAGUCCGGCAGAGCAAACUGAGCAACUUUUUCAUCACCCGCAUGACCUGGGACAACGUCGGAGGGCUCCCUGGACAGCUACUCCAGUUUGCCAACUUCUUCGAUGUCGAUAAACUGAACCCGAUUCGACUCCACGGUCCUGAAUCCUUGGCCGACUUUGUGUACUGUUCCCGCUUCCACGUGAACUCUGGCAAGAUUGUUCUGGAAACCGGCGACCGAGUGGAGGAGAUUGCAGGCCACCGUCUUCCCGUAUACCGUGAUGAGAACAUUGCAGUGCACACCCUGAACAUAUCUGCCUCUCCUCCCAGCUCCCCACUUUCCUCGGAGACAGAGUCUGACAAUGACGACGGUGCACUUGCCCCAAGACCUCCAAAGAUACCCAAAAUCUCAUCCCCUCGAAACUCUAUCUCUGUUUUCCUUUGCAAGCUUGCCGACGUACCGGGUAAGUUUAACCCCCAGAAGGCCACCGAGCUGGGACUCCCCAAAGGGCCAAGCUACCGUGCUCUUGUAAACGGUCAAAGUGUGACUGCUCCAAACGGAACUGUCAUCCACCCUAGCGACGUUCUGGGACCCACUAGGAUCGGACCGACCUUCAUUGUACUAGAGUGUCCUCACCAGCGAUACGUCCAAUCCCUCACCUCACACCCUAUGCUCCAGAAAGAGAGGUUCGAUUCGUCUGGCGAGUGUGUGUCUCUGAUAGCACACAUGACACCAAGAUCCGUGCUGGAGAGAGAGGAGUACUGCCAGUGGAUGGCAAGUUUUGGACCCGCCACAAAACACCUACUCCUUCACAGGACUCUAUGUCCUCACGACUGGACACUGAGGGGGCUCCUGAAAACACACGGCCCCCUGAAUCUUCUGGACCCCUCUCUCUUCAGGGAGUAUUCCCAGUGCUCGGCAGAGGACAAAGUACCCUCCACUGACGACCUCAAGAUUUUAAAGUUUUUACCUCGAGAGAGUGUGAUUGUGGGGAGGACCCUGUUAGAGUAUCAUCUGAAGCCCGUACAGAGAGAGGGAGUGGACGAGAGCCAUGUCCUGAAACCCUUUGCAUCGUACUGGGAGGAACACAUGUCCCACGUCAGAUCCAGUCCCGAAAUAAAAAAGGCUGUGGGAAAACUUUCAGACGCAAGAAAAGUCUCAAGUGCAGCUGCUGUUCCCCCAGCAUCGGAAGGUUCUGGGGAUUGUGUCACGUUUCUUGGAACCGGGGCCAGCUGUCCAUCUAAAUAUCGCAAUGUCAGCUCCAUCCUCCUUCAGACCAGUGCAAGCGGCAACGUGUUGUUUGACAGUGGAGAGGGAACGCUCGCUCAGCUGUACCGCCAUUUUGGUUCCUCCGAGGGAGACCGAGUUCUCGCUGGACUCCAGACCAUCUUCAUUUCCCACAUUCACGGAGACCACAAUCUGGGCAUCGUGUCUCUUCUCCUUAGGCGAGCUGAAAUUCUGCGGCAACACGGGAAGCCAUUGUCCACCGAUGAAACAAUGCAAACACCUACAAGGGUAGUUGGGCCGAGAAAAGUUGGCUGGUGGCUCAAAGACUAUAGCAGGAGAUGUGAAAACCUAUACUAUAACUUUAUUGACUCGAGCACGCUGACCAAGGGAGGUAGCUUGCACCCGGAGAUGACCUUGCAGACUGUACCAGUCAUCCACUGCCCGGAAUCGUAUGGAGUGGUGGUGAGCCAGGGAAAGAACUGGAGAGUUGUGUACUCGGGAGACACGAGGCCUUGUCCGGCUCUGGUAGAAGCAGGGAAGAACGCAACACUGCUGCUUCACGAAGCCACCCUCGAGGACGGCAUGGUGUGCGAGGCCGAGGAGAAACGACACUGCACCGUCAGUGAAGCGUUGCAAGUCGCGGAGAGGAUGAACCCCGACUUCACAAUUUUGACUCACUUCAGCCAGCGCUACUCCAAGUUUCUCCCCCUCAUUCUCGGCAAAAAGACAAAGUUGAGGUCCUCAGUGUUCCCGGCAUUUGACCACAUGACUGUGGCUCUUUCUGACGUGCACAGACUACCAACCCUGCUCCCUGCCGUCCAAGACAUUCUAGCCUGCACCAAAGACGAUGAUGACAUUCCACUCUCGUGGGGCUGGUGAUUCUUGGUUGUCAUUACCGCUUUGUUUUCGUGUGCGCAUGCGCGAAUAUUUUUGCGCCAAAGUCUGACACGUGACGAGCGGGGACGAAAAUGGCGGAGAGCGUGAUCCCGGGACUGGACGGCGAUCUACCGCCGAACAGGGGCCACCUGCCGGACUCACUACAGCAGACGAAUUUCGGAGCUCCUGGGCAGCCGAUGCCUUCUGGGGAGGGGAGACAGGAUGGGGGAGAGGCUGGUCCACCCUCAUCUGGCCCGGUGGGUGCAUGCAGUGGACAGGGAGUUUUCCAGAUAGUCGACAGUGCACAUGGGGCAGGGCAGUAUCCCCAGAGCAGCAACUAUGACUAUCAGUAUGCACAACAGCAACAGCAAUCGCAGAAUCAACAGCAGCAAGUGUCAAACGAGUCGUCGAGUGCUCCUCCCUCUUCACUCCCUCCCAAUCCCUCCUCCACAUCCUCACAAGCCGCACAACACAUGCACACCUCCUCUGCAUCCGCUAACAACAGUACAGAGUUCAAAUCUUCUUCCUCGUCGGGCCAACCUAAGAGAUUACAUGUCAGCAACGUUCCGUUCCGGUUCCGGGAACCAGACUUGCGCCAGCUGUUUUUUGUGAGUUCCGACCUCUAUGUAUACAAUAGCCAAGCAUAAAAAUUUAUCCGAAAAAAAAAUUAUAUUCAAGAUUUAUGUUCUCGUGAUAUACACUAGUGUCUAUUCUCUUGCAAAAAUUGUUUUCUGUACUGCUGUGUUCUAUUUGUGGAAGACGUUUACUGAACCAUAUUUUCUUCUCUCCUCCCAGGGUUACGGUGAGAUAAUGGAUGCCGAGAUUAUAUUCAAUGACAGGGGUUCGAAAGGUUUUGGAUUUGUCACGUUUGCCAACGGAGAUUGUGCACUAAAAGCCAGGGACGAGCUCAACGGACGAGUGAUAGAUGGGAGGAAAAUUGAAAUUAAUGAGGCCACGCCAAAGACAUCAUCGAGAAGUGGAGGGGGAGGUG